Messenger RNA from Bufo bufo (common toad), 2938 nucleotides. RefSeq names its product oocyte zinc finger protein XlCOF7.1-like. Bases 155 to 2938 code for a protein of 927 amino acids. Gene Ontology annotation, biological process: regulation of transcription by RNA polymerase II. The transcript has 9 exons. Gene Ontology annotation, molecular function: RNA polymerase II cis-regulatory region sequence-specific DNA binding; zinc ion binding; DNA-binding transcription factor activity, RNA polymerase II-specific. Lineage: Eukaryota; Metazoa; Chordata; Amphibia; Anura; Bufonidae. The record is from RefSeq and is a predicted model, not a curated record.
AGGAGGACCGUGCUCCAUACCACAAGGGUUGAAUGUCCAUGGAUUGGUUCCGGGAAUGUGACAGGUUUGAUCCAUGUACUGGAGGAUCUGAGAACCUGGGACUUUCCAUGGUCAUGUGCAGAGCGGUGGCUCCGGAUCUCCUAUUGUGCCGUGGAUGAUUUCCAGCUUCUCCAUUUCUCAUCAAGGCUCCUGCGGCACUAGGAACCUCCACUUCAUCCCGAUUUCUCAUCUUCUCCUGAAUGACCUACCAAAGAUGGACAAGGACAGGAAGGAGAUCACCAGAAGAAUAUUAGACUUCACCUUGGAGAUCAUCUCCCUAUUGAGAGGAGAGGAUUACAUAAUACUGAAGAUGACAUCCGAAGACUGUUUUACUCCCAUCAUCCAUGACUCAGGAGGGUGGAUCCAGGGCCCCAUCUCAGAGCCUCACCCCCUGAUACCGGAGCAGAAGAUCCUAGAAUUUACCCACAAGAUGAUUGAGCUGCUGACUGGAGAGGUUCCUAUAAGGUGUCGGGAUGUCGCUGUCUAUUUCUCCAUGGAGGAGUGGCAGUAUGUAGAAGGACACAAGGAUCAGUACAUGGAUGUCAUGAUGGAGGACCACCAGCCUCUCCCAUCACCAGCCAGAUCCCGAAAGGGAAGAACAGGAGAUGAAAGUCCCAAUCCUCUUCUGCAGGAUCAUCAGGGUCAAGAUCUGAGCGCGAUUAAUUGUACGGUAAAAGAAGAGCCCUAUGUGCAGCAUGACGAGCAACAGGAGGACGUUCCUGCAGAGAUGGAAGAGUGGAAGGAGGACAUUCCUGCAGAGAUGGAAGAGUGGAAGGAGGACAUUCCUGCAGAGAUGGAAGAGCGGAAGGAGGACAUUCCUGCAGAGAUGGAAGAGUGGAAGGAGGACAUUGCUGCAGAUAACCCCCCAGAUGGCUGUUCCAGGAGCUCAGGAGGACAUCUGAUAGAAGAUGGUUGUGGUGAAGAGCCUGCUAUCAUCCCAGAUAUAUCCUCAGCCUGUCACAGCAAAGAUCUAUCAUCUGCUCCUUUUAAACCGGACCCACUGUUUGAUCUACCACAGACGGUUAAGCAAAAUAGUCACAAAAAUGGAAUUGAAAACCAAAGCGCUUGCACAGAAGAGAAUCCAUUUUCAUGUUCAAUAUGUGGGAAGUAUUUUACUGAUGAAUCAAAUCUUGUUGCACAUGAGCGAGGUCACUCAGGGGAGAAGCCAUUUUCUUGUCCUGAAUGUGGGAAAUGCUUCAUAAAAAAAUCUAAUCUUAUUACACAUAAGAGAAUUCACACAGGAGAGAAGCCACAUUCAUGUUCAGAGUGUGGAAAAUGUUUUAUUAAAAAAUCCAACCUUAUUACACAUGAGACAGUUCACACUGGUGAGAAGCCAUUUCCAUGUUUAGAAUGUGGCAAAUGCUUUAAACAAAGAUCAGAUCUUGUCAGACAUCAGCGAAUUCACUCCGGGGAGAAGCCAUUUUCAUGCUCAGAAUGCGGGAAGUGUUACAGCAUUAAAUCAAAUCUUGUUGAACAUCAAAGAGUUCACACCGGUGAGAAGCCGUUUUCAUGUUCAGAAUGUGGGAGAUGUUUCAGCCAGAAAUCGGGGCUAGUCAAACAUCAGAGCGUUCACUCGGGGGCAAAACCAUUUUCAUGCUCAGAAUGUGGAAGAUGUUUUAACCAUAAAUCAGCUCUUGUUAGACAUCUGAGAAUUCACACAGGAGACAAACCGUAUUCAUGCCCUGAAUGUGGGAAAUGUUUUCCUCAAAAAUCUAAUCUUGCGGUCAUUAUGGAGCGACAAGGUGUGAGAAAUACCCUACGCUUUCUGGUCAAGCCAGCUUUUGUGAUGUCCAUUGGAAGACAGACGAUGGUGGAAGAUGUCGUUGUAAAGGCCUUGGAGCUGGACUUCGGUUAUAUACUGUGUCUACAGGAUUUCCCUAAGGUGGGUCGAUUUGAUCUAACACUCAUUGAAGAAGGGAUUUGCUAUGACUUAUUUGAGAAAGUUAAGACUUUAAAAGAACAAGACUCUGCCUCAAUAUUGAAUAAGUUUGAUGUUUUUCCAGCAUAUCUGAUGGAAGAGAGAUCUGUUACUGUUCAUCUGUAUAAUCCCUAUACACCAUUGGAGUUAGUAUGGGCGUUCCUGUUGCAAUAUUCAACUUCCGUUAGAGGCCCGCAGAAGCUCUUCGAUAGGUGGGGUAUAGCGACGGGAAAACAUCGAUUCUGGUGUUUGAAGUUUGGGCAUGUGGCCAGCGAGUGUCCGGUUGGGAAAUGCUGCAGGAACUGUGGGGAACCAGGACAUGAGGCCGGAUCCUGUGAUAAAGCCCGUAGAUGUGAUGCUUGCGGCAAGACCGGUCAUACAUGUAAGAACUGCCCAAAGGUGUUGAUUCCAGGUCGCACUUAUUCAGAUGCCAUACGUAGAACCACAAAGUUGGUGGUGGAACGGUGGAAGCCAAGUCGUAAAGAUGGGAAUUAUGAGGUCUCUCAGGAAGCAGCUGGACCCCAAUCUGAGGGUGAACAGCUAUCGACGGCCCAAUCUGAGAGUGUGGCCCCUGAACAGAUUGUAGGGGGUGAGAUGGAGCCAAUGGAGGAUAGCGGGGGAGAGCAUCAGGGGCAGGUGGCCCAAUCCCAUCGAGACCUUUCUGACACUCCUGUCAUCCCAGAGGGAACGGGAGAGACUGUUUUUCAGUUUGGUCAAGGAGAAGGGAGAGAAUAUAGUUGGGAAGAGGCGACCAGAGGGUCAAAAAAGAAGAGACCCAAGAGAGAUACAGAUUCAGUGGACGCUGGAGAUGGUACUCCCCCUUGUGGGCAAAAACUGUUAACAUCCCCAGAUUUUGGUACGGAAAACCCUUUUGAUGUACUGGGAAUGUUGAGUCCAUUAAGUGGAGGCUCUUCCCCUUACCUGGACCCUGAAGAGGUCGAGAACUUCACGGAAGCCAUGAAGAUGCCCCCAAAUUCAUAG